UUUCUUUCUUUCUUUUUCUGCGUUGAACUAGCUAGCUAGCUUGUGAUUAAAGAAGAGUCUUGUUGUGUACUCCAUGGGUACGUACGUUUGUUAGCGCGUCGUUGAUUAGUUCAGCUGAUCCAGGUCGUGAUUGCGACUGUCCAUCGUCGGUUGCCUAAACCAAGCAGAGCUGAUCAACAAUAAUAAGAAUUAAAACUCCUACUGUAGUAAAAAAAACCAGUUGGCUACGUAUGUCCGAAUGAGCUGCUCGAUUCCGACAUUCAAUGGCGUCUAGUAGCUUGCAAUCAAAGGGAAUCGAUCAUCGACCGGCCGGUUGUUUGGCGAGGCAGCUAGCGUCUCUUUCUCGUGCCAAAGUCCUGGGAAAAAGUCGUUUAAGCCAGUUUGUUGGUAGGUCGCAGUUGCUGUCAGCUUCUUAAUCUUUUCCAUUUUCAUGUUCGUUUUUUAAUUAUAUGGCAGUUAUUAGUUAGAGCAUACACAUGAAAAGCUGAAAUGUUGCUUUGAGCGAAAAAUCGAUGAAUUUAUUCAGCUAGCUUAAAAUACGUGUUUGAACUUUGAAACCACUGUCAGGGACGUCGGUCGCACCGUACGUACAUUUUUUUUAAGCCAAUGAUCAACUUGUCCGGUUUCUUUUUCCAAAGAAAAAUAAGUUUGAGCAUUCUGGCAAGAGAGUUGAGAAACCAAACCCUGGAUCGAGUUAGCCAAUAAUAGAGCAAUUUUUUCCCAAGCUAGGGAAACGAGAAAAGGACAUUGAUUGAUGAUUGAUUGGUAUACCGAACAAAACCAUGUGAUCGUUCUUGCUAAGCAGCCACUGCCACAUGGUAGCUCCUAGCUCGUAUAUUCUUCUCCUUCCAGCUACGUACCAGCACACCAAGACGAAGACGCGUAACAACAUACACGUCUUUGCAGUCUUCACAAGUACGUAAGCAAGCAAAGCAGUAUUGUAGUGAAAGGACAGAGAGCGAGAGUUCGCAGCCAAAGCAGCAGCUUCCUUCAGAGCCGCGCAAAGUGUCACGUAAAAGAAACGAAAAAACUUUUGUCUUGGCCCGGAAAUCUUGGCCGGAUUCGCCGGUAUCUUCUUCUUUCUUCUUUCUUCUUUCUUCUUCAGCCAAUGUGCGUGGCACUAUCCUUCAUUUACGAUAUAGGCCAGCAGGCCCUGAAGAUUUCCACGGCCAGAAAGUUGAUCAUUUCUCCAGCCAGGAAAAGAAACUUCCCCGUGGCCAAGCGCCGAGUCAGGCAGGCAGCUCUUCUAGACGCUACACACACAUAGUUCCAGCCUUCUAGAUGGUCCGUAAGCUGUCACGUCCCGUGAUGCGGGAGGAGGGGAAAUAAAAAUGGCAGCUUCGCCGAGGCUGGAUCCGCGGUGCCGUCGCCCACAACUCCUUCUACUACUUUCCUUCCUAGUCCUCCUUCCCAAUUAGCACCACCGACCGGCGAGAAGUGGUCUUGUCGGGUCCAUCCCAAAUCCAUCCGUCCAUUGCGCGGCGGCAGCAGCAGUUUGGUAGCGCUUGUGCCGGCGGCAAUGGAGCUGCUGUCGAGGGCGCCGGUGCUGAGCUGCGGCGCGAAGAGGGGCUCGGCGGGGUCGUCGUCGUCGUCCCCGAUGGGCCCGCUAAUGGGCGCGCUGGGGAGGUGGAUCUACCGGGCCGUGAAGCCGCCGCCGCCGCCGCGGAUCUGCGGGGCGCCCGGCGGCCCGCCCGUGACGGCGCCCAGGGUAACGCUCAGGGACGGGCGGCACCUCGCCUAUGCCGAGUCCGGCGUGCGCAAGGAGGACGCGCGGUUCAAGGUCGUCUUCUCCCACGGCUUCUCCGGCUCUCGCCUCGACACCCUCCGCGCCUCGCCGGAAGUGGCUGAAGAGCUAGGUGUGUACAUGGUGGGUUUUGAUCGUGCCGGUUAUGGCGAGAGCGACCCGAACCCCAACCGAUCUGUCAAGAGCGCCGCGCUCGAUGUCGAGGAGCUUGCGGACGCACUAGGGUUGGGAUCUAAAUUCUACGUGAUCGGCAUUUCCCUCGGAUGCCAUGCCGUCUGGGGCGCCCUCAAGUACAUCCCUGAUAGGAUUGCUGGAGCUGCAAUGAUGGCACCGGUGGUGAACUACUGGUGGCCUGGGUUCCCAGCCGAUCUCGCUGCGGAGGUGUACAACAAGCAGGAGGUGGGCGACCAAUGGGCGCUGCGUGUGUCGCACCACGCCCCCGGCAUCCUCCACUGGUGGAUGGAGCAGAGCUGGCUCCCAACUUCCACCGUCAUUGCCGGCACCACCCCGCUCCCAAACAAGCGUGACGCCGAGAUCCGCAGCAACAUGAAAGCUGACGGCACCUUCCAGAAGAAGAUGGAGCUGGCGACGCAGCAAGGCAUCCACGAGUCGUACUACCGCGACAUGAUGGUAAUGUUUGGCAAGUGGGAGUUCGAUCCGAUGAGCCUGCCGAAGCCGCCAUGCCCAGUCCACAUCUGGCAGGGCGACGAGGACGGGCUGGUGCCGGUGGUGCUGCAGAGACACCUCGCCAGCCAGCUCAGCUGGGUGAACUACCAUGAGCUCCCAGGAGUCGGGCACUUCAUGUCGCCUGUUCCCGGGCUAGGAGACACCGUUCUUAGGACCCUUUUCGGCUGAGGGUCCAGCAUAGCCGCAGUGAUCAGCAGCAGCAGCUCAGAACAUAUGAUGCUGAAGCAUAGUAGGUGUUCUUCCAGUACAUUGAUUUAUUCUAUGGCGGUUGGGUAAAUCUCUGAUUUAGAGAUCGGUGUUAUAGAUGAAAUGGUGGUGUAAGAUGAACUGUUUUUUCGUCGCGAAAAUCACGUGGCCUGGAUGCCCGCGUACGCAAAUAUGUGCUUACUUCUACCUGUUAAUACAUGGGAAGCCAGCUCUUGCUGGAUCUUUAAAAAAAAA
Molecule: messenger RNA, 2872 nt
Organism: Brachypodium distachyon (stiff brome)
Lineage: Eukaryota; Viridiplantae; Streptophyta; Magnoliopsida; Poales; Poaceae
Exons: 4
Coding region: 1520-2599 (359 amino acids)
Source: RefSeq, a predicted model, not a curated record